This is a messenger RNA of Loa loa (African eye worm), 1260 nucleotides long. RefSeq lists its product as hypothetical. NCBI's taxonomy places the organism in Eukaryota, Metazoa, Nematoda, Chromadorea, Rhabditida, Onchocercidae. The transcript has 11 exons. Gene Ontology annotation, molecular function: DNA-binding transcription factor activity; metal ion binding. Gene Ontology annotation, biological process: regulation of DNA-templated transcription. The record is from RefSeq and is a predicted model, not a curated record. The coding region runs from base 1 to 1260 and encodes 419 amino acids.
AUGGAAGAAAGCACGAUAUUUUGCUCCAUAUGUUUAGGGCCUGGGAGCUGGCCCAAAGCACGACCCAAGAUAUGCAAACAUACCUUCUGUUACCUGUGCAUCAGUACAUGGGUAGAGAGACGAUCGGAAUGUCCGCUGUGUAAGAGACUGGCCAAAACACUGGUGGUUAUAAGACAGGAUGGUACAGAAUAUAAGACAUCUGUGAAAGAAAAAACAUCUAUUCAAUAUCAAAGAGAGAUUGAUGAAGAAAACAAUCUGUUUCAAGAAACGGAAGACAUAACAGUGGUAUAUGCUAGGUGUCAAGUGUGUAACUUAUCGAAAAACGAACAUUUAUUAUUGCUUUGCGACGGAGUUAUUGGGCAAAAUGUAGAUGGAAGCUCAAUUCAUUGUAAUGCUGCAUGCCACUGUUACUGCUUGCCGGAAAAACUUGACAGUGUACCAGAUGGAGACUGGUUUUGCCCUUUCUGUGCUGACGUAAGAGCCACCCAGGAAUCAGUUCACAGCAGUCGGUGUGCACGGCGAAGACAUCGAUCAUCAUUAAAUUACCAGCAGUUCAUGGAUUCCAGAGAAUCUGGGAUCUUGAAUGAGGACCGGCCAGGACCGAGUGGAGUAAAUCAGAGUUUUCGGUCAAAAUAUGUGGAUGUUUUUUAUGGCAAUGAAUUUUUAACCCAGUCGGCUUCAAACAGUGUUAAGAACGGUUCGAACGAACAUGGGAUGGAAAGCGAUUUGGAUUCUUCGCUUAAUGUUGAUUCCUCCAAAGACGAUGGUGCUGAUUGGGACAAUCAAGACGAUAUGGUUUUGGCAACAGAUUCAGAUGCGGGUUAUGAUCCUGGGGGAGUAACCAAAUCGCUAUGGUGGAAAUGGCACGAGCAUCGAAGAAAGGUGAAAAAGUCAAAAAAAGGGAAAAAAAGAAAAGGCAUACGAAAAAAAAAUGUAAAACGUCGUGGUCGAAAUGGAAGUGCUUCUGAGAAAAGUAGGAAAAAAAGCAAGUGGAGGAAAAACAUUCGGAAAACAAAGGAUAUGACUGGGACCCAGAGACGUCUAGCUAAAGCUAUAGGUUUGGAUCUUUUGACUGGUCGACGGAAAAAACGGGAAAGAAAUGAGCGGCAUUUCUCGUCAAAGUACAUUCGUCAGCGAUUGUUGAACACACCCAUACUAUCCAUCAGAAGCGGCGAUGACUUAGAUGUACCGGUUGAAACAUUGAGUUUGCAGUCGGCAGAGCAUCUUAGCGAUAAAAUAUCCAAUGAGAAGCUAAUGUAA